AUGUCCGUUCACCUGGGAAACGUUACGAAUUAUAUGAGACAGCAACUUGACACACUCACGGCAGAAGACAUAGGACGACCUUCCGAGGUAUACUCGCGAAAUCUUUGCUCUGCCCUUUCCAGCCUUGCACAAGCCUCGUGUUCACUAUCUCGGAUAUUGGAGGAGAUCCAAUCCGAUGAACCAUUCAUUACUUUGGACAACUGCGACUCACUGGAGCGUUUAACUCAGCUGGCUGAGUCAGAAUCGCGAUGUAUCAAAGAGAUCAAAGCAGGCGACUUCAUGAGAAUGUCUGGCAUUCACUUUCGCGAGCAUUUUGGCGAGUUUUCUGUACAGUUCUGCUCAAUAUGUGAUAACGCCAGCGUCUGCCUGACGUCGGCCGUCAAAUCCGUUAUGUUCAACGUGAGGGAUCGCAGAGACCGGGAAACGUAUGCACGGCAGCUCAGAGUCAGCGUUGCUGUUUUGUUUUCCGUCACCGCAGCUAUGAUGCUUUCCGUGUCCAUUGGAAGAACAGCUUCUGCUCUGGAUCUAGCAGUGAGCGGAAUAUGGCUUAUCUCUCUGUCUUGUGGAGUGGCGGCGGGAAUCACUGGUACGGCUGGUCUUUUCUUCUCGGAAUCGUCAUCGUUGUACCGUCCUUCGGACUACACCAUCGCGUGGAUUACAAGAAUUGGCGAAAUUCUUUUUCUGGUAUCGGCGAUGCUGUUCUCAACAGGUCUCAAUGUUUUUGCUUUUUCUUCCUCACAGGCGGUUGUCGCAAGAGCGAUCGUUACUAUCUUCACAAUAUUCCACUUUCUUGGACUUUUCACGCUCUUCAUCUGGCUCAUACAAUCUCGUCAAAGUAAUGAGUCGAACAUUAAGUCCCAUUCGCUAUGGUCCACGGCACGCAAUCUAGGCCAACUCUCGCUAAGGCCAGUAUCAGGUGCUCGGGAUUCCGGCGAUCCGAAGGAUAUAGAGAAGGGCGUGCGCCCCAGAACAUCUGUUAGGACAGUUGCUCCUCCAAUAAUCCAUGUCACGGACACGGAGCCGGACAUGACAACUACUGCACCAACCAAUAAUCUCACAGAUAAUCCUGGACACACUCCUCCAGCGAGUCCACAGUACCCCAUGGAUUCGGACUCGGACUCGGAGCACGAUCUCACCUCACUCUCAUUCUCUCACGCACAUACAAACCUUGUAGUUCCAUCUGCACAUCGCGUGUCGAGCGAUUCAAGCCGCUCGUUACCUGCACUACCGAACGAUGUCCAAGUUGCUCGAUGUAUGGCCUAUAGUCCUAAUGGGAUGUUUUUAUGCAUAGGAAACAAUAGUCCUCAGGAACGCUGCACAAUAUUCAGCACUGAUUCUCCAGCCAUAGUGCUUGGCGAACUUAAACUAACUGACGUUGCAAGACAAAUAGAAUGGUCCCAAGAUGGAGAAAACAUUCUUUUGAGGCUAAGUCAUAUGAUCUACAUAUGGAAUGCAAUGCCAUCGGUGUCUGCAAGGCGACCCGUAAUAGUCGUUCAUCAUGAAGCAGACAACAUGAAAUGGAUUCCGAGCAGCGAUUCAUUCCUUUCGUGCAAACAGAAUAUUUUGACAAGCUUCAAAUUUGAUGGAACCCCAACAGGUGCCUUCCAUGUUCCAGCUUUGUCGGUUCAGGACAUCCUCCCCACAAAAGACGGGCAUCGUGUGAUCUGUUUGGUUUCGAACAUUGCAUCUUCUCGAUCGGGAAAGAGCUCGUCUUCCCCGCAGAAACUUCUAGUUUAUAAUUUGGAAAACAAGACCGUGGAACAGGUAGCGCCAGUCGGUCGUGAAGCACAAAGCAUCAUUCCAUCCUCAAUGACACCAGAUCACAUCCUAGUCAACUUUACUGGAAAUACACCUCCACAACUCUGGCGCUAUCGAGAGGAUACAGAUUCGUCUGAUCGUCGGACCUCGGCAACUUUCCUCUCUUUCAAACGCACGAUGAGCUUCAAGGCUCCAUCAGGACACUUUUCAGGACACGGAAUCUUAGGCGGUACAGAUGACACGUUGAUACUCUCACUCGAGGAAGUUGGCGACAUGUUCAUCUUUGAUAGAGAAUCAGGUCAACCACUCCGUCACGUACAAACGAGUACUUCACGAUUCAAUGCCUCAGACCGCAAGAGUAUAACUGGUUCAGAACAGCAGCCAGGGAGAAAUCGAUUGCUUGCGCAGUGCGUCGCCUGGGAUCCUGAUAUUCUGGCAUUUACCGUGUGCAUGGGCUUUGCGGAUGGCUCGAUCUGGCAAUGGAAGCUGCCCUUCGAUGCGCUGAGCCAGGAAGAUAGUACUGGCUUCUCCGUCGUGACUCUUAGUGAUGACGAUUCAACAAUGAUUCGGGCUGCUGACGCGGACAAGGGGCAGAAAGUGGAAGGUGACGGAUAA
Molecule: messenger RNA, 2373 nt
Organism: Fomitiporia mediterranea MF3/22
Lineage: Eukaryota; Fungi; Basidiomycota; Agaricomycetes; Hymenochaetales; Hymenochaetaceae
Exons: 18
Coding region: 1-2373 (790 amino acids)
Source: RefSeq, a predicted model, not a curated record